Molecule: messenger RNA, 1152 nt
Organism: Kwoniella botswanensis
Lineage: Eukaryota; Fungi; Basidiomycota; Tremellomycetes; Tremellales; Cryptococcaceae
Exons: 2
Coding region: 1-1152 (383 amino acids)
Source: RefSeq, a predicted model, not a curated record
AUGUCGGUCUACGUUCCUCCUCCUCAAAUGUCUUCACACAAUCCCACUCCCAUUACUCAACAGGGAUAUCAACAUGCCCAACCCCAACAACCUCAUGGUCAACAUAGUCAAUCGAUCUUUCCCCAACAACACCAAGCUACCAAUGGAGGAUAUCAAAGUUCCACUCCAUCUAACGUUACCAGUCCUACUCACUCCACUAUCACUAUCACCAACGGUACUACCAUUCCCGUGGUUCAUCCUUCCACUAUCCAAACUAUCACUCCUAUUCUUCAUGGUAAACCCGUUACCGCUACCGCGUCUGCAAACGGCGUGAUCGGUGUGGGUGGUACCCCUGUAGGACCUACCGCUACCCAAUUAGGAAGUGUAUCAGUCCUCAACCCCGUUAACCCCGUUCCAGGAUCAACCGCUCAUUCAGGAAGUACUUCAGUAUUUGAUAAAUCAGGUAGCAAUUCUGUCCUCGAGCAUGCAUCUGGAGCUACCUCCAUUCUACUUGAGCCCAAAUCGAACCAAGGUCAAUCGGAAACCAGCGGUGGUGUUAUAGUCUUCAACCCUUCUUCGACUUCUUCGGGUAUCAAAGCAGACGGAGGUCCAAUCGUCCUAGCUCCUCCAGGUGGUGGACCAAUAGUCGUCGUCGAUUCUAAGCCUAAUACCAAUACCACUGAAUCUAACGGAGCAACUGUAGUCUUCAAUCCUUCUGGAACCCAUGGAGGCAACUCCUCCAUCGCCCAAUCAGGGAGUAACACAGUUUUCACCUCAUCCGACUCUGCCAUCGCUCGAUCUGGUGUUCUACCAAUCCCUCAGGAAAUCAUCGAUAAAGUCAAGUGGGAAACUGAAGCAUGUUUUUACGUCCCUAUUGCCGCUAAGGAAUUAGCAGAGAAAGGUGUCAUCAACCUACCCCUCAACGAAGAUGAGAAGACCAAGGCGCAUCAAUUGUUGGAUUACUGUUUGUUCGGUGAGGGGGCGAAUUUGUAUAGGAACGUGUUGGCCAAAGGGGAUGCGUUGAGAUUCAGAGAGAAGCUGGAUAGCUUUGAGAAGAAGGCCGAACACCAAUCGACCGAUAUCAACAUCGGUUCAAUCAAAGAUCAACUCAAGUUCGAACUCAAGAAUGAACUCCUCGCCCAGCUCAAAGCGGAACUAGGAGCUGAACUUUGA